GUACCAGGCGGGCAGCGUGGGCCAGGAAGUUGCCCCCGUGCAGGGGACAUGCUCACCUCUAUGCGACCUUGAGCAAGUUCCUCCCUGUCUGGGCCCCAGGCUCCAAGGGACAGAGCCGGCUUGGGGGGAGCCUGGGGGCUGGGGUCGGGGUAGACCCCAGGAGUGCUGUGAAUCCCGGGAGGGCUGGGUCUCAGGGCACCCCUGGCCCACGCCGCCCUGCCAUCCUGCUCCCGGGCUGCCACCGCCGCGAGGCAUCCACCUGCUCCUCGGCCUUCCCUCCGGCCCAGGGAGCCCCUUCCCCUAGUGCUCCUGGCAACAUCCUUCCCACCCCUGACGUGCUCUGGGCCCUUUCCUGGGGGGUAAAUCAAGGAGGGGAGUGAGAUGUGCUCCGCGAGGCCAUCCACAGGGCCAGGAAGAUCAGAGGAAAUGAAAGGCCCUCUCCCCCUGUAGGAGGAGCUCGUCGCCCCCAGACACACCCCGGGGCCAGCAGGCAGUGGAUGCAGCCUGUGCCUGCCACCACCCGGCCGACACUCCAAGGGGUCCCAGGGAGACUGGGCACAAAGGGAGGGUCAGGUUGAGAGGGCAACAGGGACCACUCAUGGCCCCCAGGGCAACAGCAGCCAGGAGCCACUGGCCCUCCCCGGUGCAGAGGAAUGAGGGGAGGGGCCAGUCCCAGAGGCCGGCUGGAGCCGCCGUGACGGGAGAAGGCUGGUGACAUGGAUGCAGCUGCUGCCAUGGUGGCCCAGGCGUCAGGUGUGGCAGAACAGGUGGCCUGACUGCUGAACCUCUCACCCUCAGGUCUUGGCCAGUGGAAGCCUUUAUAGGAUCCUUAUGGGACCCAGGACACAAACAGGGUGGUGGAGAGGGGGCCUGGGUCUGGAUGGAGAAUGUCUGGCCCAGUGCCAAGCUCCUGUCACCUCCUCGUCCCGCAGAGGCGGCUGACACGGCAUUUCCCGGACUCCCUUGCGACUGAAGUGCCGUGGUGUGCUGGGGUACCGAGUAAGGUCAUGAGGGUGAAGCCCGCAGCUCCGGCCAUACGCUGUGCUCCACACCCCGCGCCCUGGCAGCCUCCUCAGAAGGUCCCCCCGAGGCCCCCUCUCUGCAGCCCACAUUUCCUUCCUGCUGAUUGUGCCGUCUGAUCAAGGCCUGUCACCCCAGUGGGACUCAGCCACAGGGGUCAGCAUGGCUCCCACACACAGCACAGUGGGGCCGAGGGAGGGGCCCUCAACCUGGCCUCAAAGACGGAAGGAGUGAGUGAAUCUGGGGAAUACGGUCUCCUUCCUCUGGCCUCGCCGCCCCUCUGAGGUGGUGGAGAAGCGGUCUGGGGCCUCGUCCUGGGGUGGCUGAGAAAUGGCCCCUGCCCCGGGCAGGCUCUGCCUUCCCGAAGCAGAAAGAAGGCCAAAGGGAGCGGGAGGGUGGGGGCUGGAGAUUGGGACCUGCCCCGCCCUGGGGCCCUGCAACCAGGAAGCUACUGGUGUUGACAGUGGGUGGCCACCCCCCCAACCCCAGCCAGCAGAGCCAUAUAAAGCUGCCCAAGGUCUGCUCCCCGCUGCCCGCCCGCCACCAUGAAGGCUGCCCUCCUUGCCCUGCUAGCCGCUGUCUUGGCCCUGCGGCCAGGCACCGCCCUGCAGUGUUACUCCUGCCAGGCCAAGGUCAGCAACGAGGACUGCCAGCACGUGCAGAACUGCAGCCACUCUGAGACCCAGUGCUGGACCGCGCGCAUCCGUGCUGUGGAUCUCCUGACCUUCAUCAGCAAGGGCUGCAGCUCGCACUGUGUGGAGGACUCAGAGAACUACUACGUGGGCGAGAAGAACGUCACGUGCUGCUCUACCGACCUGUGCAACGCCAGCGGGGCCCACGCCCUGCAGCCGGCCGUUGUCACCCUGACGCUGCUCCCCGCUCUUGGCAUGCUGCUGUUCUGGGGCCCCGGGCAGCUGUAGGAUCCAGGAGGACCCUGUGGUGUCCCAUGCUGGGCAGUGGUGCCCAGGGGCCCGGGGGGCACUCCUCACACACACCCAGUCCAGUCACGGCCCCUUCUGAACCCUAACUCAGGUCGGGCGAUGCCCCUCUGCCCUUUCCAGCCCCCCGGCUCCCUCCAGGACUCCUGCCCAGCUCCCACCGCCCGGCAGGCCGCGCUCUGUGAUGGGGAACAGCAUGCAGAUGGCCCAUCAGACCCCUUCCCAAUAUUCCGACCCACCACUUAACCUUCACUCAGGCACCUCUUCCUCCAGGAAGCCUUCCCUGCCUGCCUCCUCCACAAGGUGAGCCAGGUCCUGCCCGUGGUGUCCCCCUCGCCCAGCAUGAAGCAGGCUCUCAGGAGGGCCCCGAAAAGGCUGAGAGGAAACGUUCCGAGUAGGAUUAGGGUCAGGGGUGUGAGGUCCUGGGAGCCCCAAGAGAUGAAGCUUGGAGGGGGGACCAGCUCUCCAUGUUCAUGGGGGUCCUGGGGCAGCAACCCCAGCACACAGUAGGCCCUUAAUAAAGGCCCAUGGGCUUGGUUGCAGAGAGCCCGCUCUUCCAUGCCUGCAGGCCGAGAUCAAGGUUGGGGUCCAGGGCUGUGAAGGGUUGCCACCUGGGGCCACGCCUGUGGCUGUGGCCGUGCCCUUGGCUCCGGCCAGGGCAGGAGCAAAUGUCUGACUCCUGGAAGGGAGGACAUCGCUGCAAGGCCGCGUCCCUGGGGCCUCCCGGCUCUUGCUGUGUGGCCUCGCACAUGUUGCUCAACCUCUCUGAGCCUCAGAUGCUCACUGGGACCCAUCUCUGCCGUGAGGACUGACCCAGAGACUUCAAGGCAUGGAGACAUUUCUGGGUGGGAGGGGCCGCUGCUGCUGCAUGAGGCCGCCAGAACCCCUGCCCUGUCCUCUCCCUUCAGCUUGAGGACAGCCCCCCUGUCUGUUUCUUCAAUUUCUUAUUUUGUUUGUUGUAAGGGCUUCACACCCAGAGCAAAACAUUCAAACUGUACAAGAGGGUCUCUCUCCAGUGCUGAGCCAGUUCCCCAACCCCGACCGCGGGCCCCUCCCCUCUCUAGGAUGCUCCCAUCGCACGCUUGGGGCUCCUUCCGGGGUAACUAACGGUGAGGCCUGGGGGAGCCCCAGGCGACAUGGCCCCUGCCUGGCCUUUUUCAUACCUGGGAAAGUCCUUUUGAAAACCCAGCUGGCCCCUGCCCUCGGGCGCCAGGGCUCAGGGAGGGCCGGGCCCUGGGCGAGACCCGCCUGCACAGGAUGGUGCUUCCGGCCCGCGCCAGGCGCUGGGUGGCAGAUGAGGCAGGAUUAGAGCCCGGGCCCUGGAGGGACCCUCCCGGUUGGCACAGCAGCAGGUGGGGUGGGGCCACGCUCACCAGAGUCCAGGCCCGGGCACGGGGAGCCCCAGGCAGCCCAGUGUUGCGGGUGGUGACGUCGGGAGGGCAGAGGAGACCAGAGGCCCCCGCGCUCAGAGCCCACGACAACCCACACCUUAGCGCCUCCCUGUUGGAGGGGUGCUCCGCCCUGGGGCCGAGGCUCGUGGAGGUGAGGUGCCCUGGGCCCCAGUGGUUUGAAUUCUCUGGGUCAACGUGAGAGGAGAGAGACGGCAGGUGGGAGGCCUGACCACGCUCCCCACGCCCUGUAACCCGGGGCCUCCUCUUGCCUCCUGAGCCGUCCCUGAGGUCACGCAGCCUGGAGCCUCCAGAACAAGGACAGGCCCCGGGAGGCGCAGGAGCCUGCUCUGCUCCCGACCCAGCACCUCGGGGCAGAAGUCUCCCCCUCCUGCAGGAUGGAGGGCUGACGGGGGCUCUGCCUCUCCAAGGGUGAGGACAGCAUGGGGGCCACCUGCAGGGGCAGCCCAGGGUCCCUCAGCCGGCCCAACGCAGGGUCUGGACUGGGAUCCCCACCCGCUCCACCCACACCAUUUCAUCGUCAGAAACUAUGGGAAAGCAAGAAAGAGGAAGUGCAGAACCCUCUCCCCAAGCCCUAGGAUGGUAUCCGUCCCCAUUUUCACCCUCAUGGUGAUGCUUCUUGUGCAAGAAUAAGGAGCAUGCUGUGAGUUUACACACCCGGUCACACUCUCUUCAGGAAACCAAUUUUUUUUUUUUAAACCUCUAUCUCUCCUUGGUAAGGACUAGACACCCCGUGGCGGCUGAGGUGAUGCUCCGGACAGACCAACGUGUUUUUGUUUUUAAGAUGCCACUUGCUGAGCACCUUCCGUGGGAGAGAUACUGUCCUGGUCUGUCCGCAUCUAUAGUAAUAGGUGACGACAAGAGCAGACAUGGCGUAGCGCUCACCACGGGCCCGGCACUCCUCUGCCGCCUCCCAUGCAGCCGGACCGUCUCCGGGGCUGAGGUUGAUGACUGGUCUGGCUCCCUGGGGAUGUCCCCACCCUCCCCACUGGACUCCAGCUGCAGCAGGGAGUCAAGCUAGAUGGGAAGGAGAGCGGGUCUCCAGUGGGUGCUGUGCAGUCCUAGAGUACCCCAGGGGGCCCUUCCUGAGUCAGAAGAGAGGCAGAGUUCUUGCCCAAGCGCCCACAGCUGCAGGGCACAGAGCUGGGACCCCAUCCACCCACCCCACAAAAGCUGUGGGGUGUUGGGGCAGCCCUCAGGUGAGCAGUUCGCCUGUGCCCAAUGCUUGGACCACCACCGUGGCCCGCUGCCUGAACAUGAGCACACGCCCUGGGGGCCCAGGCCUGCCUCACCAGGGACGCUGGCUCGGGGACUCGCCCUGGACAGACAGCACCCAGAAAAGAACCCCAGCACAGGAAUAAUCGAGUCGGUCUCCCCCAGGGCUGCGAUAGAGCUACCCUCUGUUAGGGAGACCGCCCCCUUUUUACGGAACUGAGUUUCAGGUCCACGACGGGCCGGCCCCCCAGCUCGCACUGCGGACAAACAGGUCUGCGCCCUCGCGACCCUGGUUCUGUCCCGCCCGCAGGCUACCCCUUCGUGGCACUGUGGUGGUGACCAAGGCGUGCGCGGACCCACGCGAGCCCUCGAACGCGGACGGGCUGGGCCAGAAGGGCCCGCAGAGCUGCUGCCGCCGGGA
Messenger RNA from Physeter macrocephalus (sperm whale), 5003 nucleotides. It is a transcript of the gene PSCA, whose product is annotated as prostate stem cell antigen. Gene Ontology annotation, cellular component: plasma membrane. The transcript is spliced from 3 exons. The coding region runs from base 1566 to 1940 and encodes 124 amino acids. Lineage: Eukaryota; Metazoa; Chordata; Mammalia; Artiodactyla; Physeteridae. The record is from RefSeq and is a predicted model, not a curated record.